Molecule: messenger RNA, 630 nt
Organism: Nicotiana tabacum (common tobacco)
Lineage: Eukaryota; Viridiplantae; Streptophyta; Magnoliopsida; Solanales; Solanaceae
Source: RefSeq, a predicted model, not a curated record
GAAACCUCCAGUGUCAAAUUAUGGCUUUUAUUAACAUUCUCAUUGUCAUCCUCGCUCUUUCUAGCACACCAAUUACCAUAAUGUCUGUAACUGAGACAAACAAUAGAAAUGCAACUACAAACUCUUACACCAACGUUGCUCUUUCUGCGCGAAAAGUUGCAUUUCCUCCUCCCAGAAAGCUAGGAGAAAACUCGACAAAUUCUACCGACUACAACUUGAUCUGCAAAACUUGCAAGAGAUUAUCAGAACGCAAUACAUGUUGUUUCAACUAUAGUUGUGUUGAUUUGUCCACCAACAGGUUCAACUGUGGAUCCUGUGGCCUUGUCUGUAACCUUGGAACGAGAUGCUGUGGUGGAAUCUGUGUGGACAUCCAGAAAGACAAUGGCAAUUGUGGCAAGUGUUCUAAUGUUUGCUCUCCUGGUCAGAUGUGUUCAUUUGGUUUUUGUGACUAUGCCUAAGUAUAUUUCCCUUUGUCUACUAAUAACCAGAGUCUUGUGUAAGCCUGUCAAAUAACUAACUCCCCUGUCCCCAGGGUGAUAUGUUACUCUAAUAAUGUUUGAGAUUUGCAUUCUGUGUUGUUUGUAUUAGUAAGUUAUGGCUAGUAAUCUAUUUGAGGUGACUUGGAAUACA